UGAUAGCGUGGAUUGGUUUGCAGUGUUUCGUUCAUUUGUUUUUGUGCAAUUAAAAGUUUGAUUCAAAUAUUCGAAGUAACAAUCCUUUUGUAACGGCACAAAUGCUGAAUUGAAACACACAAACCAUUCAUAAUUGCAAAGUUAGGCUAAGAUUUGAUUACACUAAAUUCUCAAGUAUAUAUUAUUAUAUAAAUAUUUACAGUACAGUAUUGCCCAGCCCUACAGUCAAACACUGCGCGUGAUUGUGACGUCGUAAAACGCGCCUGUCGGGAAAAUGGCGUCCUAGUUGGCAUAGUUUUCACAACGCUAGUGAUAGGCUUGAUUAUUUUCUUCGUGUAGUAACCAUCAUAUGCCCUUGCGGUUCAGUAUAGUUGUCGAAAGACUUUAUCACACACCAUGAAGUCUGACAUGGACGAUUUAAUGCCUCGCCUGCUACCCGUUGAGUGCGGAGACUCUUCAGCUGAACUGAAGCUAGAUGGUCCACCAAGAAACCCUCAGGAAUACCUUCGACAAGUCCAGCUAGAGGCAGCGUUGUGUCCGGAAGUGGUUGUUGCUCAGCUUGACCCCAAGAAACUGAAGAAGCAACAAACUGUUAAUGCAUCUGUGGCUGGGUGUCAUGCUGCUCCUGCUGGUUUCUCUCCCAGUCUCAGUUGGCAACAGCGGCAAGUCAGUAAUUUUUCAGAUGUUCGACAGAACAUCACAAAGAACAGACAACGAUGGUGUAGCCACUCCCUCGACGGCAACGUCCUAAUGCCGAAACAAACAGAUGAGGAAGGCUGGAAGAGAUUUUGUUUAGGUGAGCUGGUCUACCAGGGUGUAUCGCCAUCCAACACUGAUGCGGAGGCAGGACUGAACUACGGCAAGGUUGGCUUCCCACCUUUCCUAAGCAUCGUGAGCCGACUCAGCCAGUCCACGGUGCUGACAGUGUUGGAAAUCCUGAUCUGCUGGUUUGAAGAACAACUUUUUGUGCCUCAGUUGGGUCGCUGGUUGUAUGCAUUGUUGGCCUGCCUGGAGAAGCCAUUGCUGCCUGAAGCUCAUUCUUCCAUCAGACAGUUGGCCAGGAGAUGUGCUCAAGUUAGGACUACCUUGGAGAGUCAAGAGGACGAGAACUUACCUGCCCUCAACCUUCUCAUCUGCCUUGUUGCAAGAUACUUUGAGCAGAAUGACCUGGCAGACCAGCCUGAGUGAACAUCGUCUUUUUGACAGUCAGAAGGAUGAAUGGAUCCCACUCUGGUACCAAGAAGAGAGCAGGCUUCAAUCAAGCAUUUUACUUUUGUGUACAACAUCAAGUGUGGCAAACGGGACCACAAAGAUGCAGCUUGAAUGACAUGACUCGCCCUACUGAUCACAUCACACAGCCAGUAGUUGGUCUCUUAUUUUUUGGAGGACUUUGGUGAACUUGGAACUUAAGAUGUCUUGACUUGAGUUGACUUGGAAUGCAAUGUUUUUCUAUUAAAUAUUGGUGAAAAUGGCAUACAUGCACCUUAUAUAAAUAAUUGACAUUGUGAUAGUGAUUGAGACAGUCAAAGAUACAGUGCAUUCGAAAAGUUUUCACAUCACUUCUUCCACAUUUUGUUAAUUUUUUUUCUUCAAAAUUCUCUACACAACACUUCAUGAGAAACGUUUUUAUUUUUUUUGUUUUUAAUAAAUUUUUGCAAAUUUAUUAAAAACAAAAAAGUAUUCAGUCUUUGCUCAAUCCUUUGUUGAUGUAUUGACAGCAAUUACAGCCUUCAGGUUUUUUGAAUACGAUAUCACAAGAUUGGCACAUCUUUGGACACUUUUGUCCGUUCAUUGCAGCACCCGUCAAUCUCCAUCAGGUCAGAUGGGACGUGUUCUACCACCAUUUUCACAUCUGCUGAACUCCCAUUGAUGGAUAAGAGAGGCCAUUGUGCCAUUCCACAGAUUUUUUUCUAAAGUUUUUUUUUUGUCUGACAUACACCAAUGUCAACUGUACACCUUUUAUAGGCAGGUGUGCCCCUUUCUAAAUCUUGUCAAAUCAAAUCAAUUGAAUUUAUAAAAGGGUUGCCAUGAAGCUGGACAAACUUUUUAACGAUGCUCAGUGGAAACAAUGUACCUGAGCUCAAUUUUCAGCUUCAAAGAAAAGGCUGUGAAUACUUAUGUACAUUGGAUUUCUUUUUUUUUUUUUUAAUACAUUUGCAAACAUCACGAGGUAAUUGUAGAUAAAAAAAAACAAAAAAAACAUACAGUGUGGAAAAUGUUCCCGAUGCACUGGAUCUCCCUCUAAUACAAAUAUAUCACCUUUAAUUAUUAUUAUUUUUUUUUUUACAUUCAGUCUCUCUGUUACAAUAACCCUACCCUCAGGGUUUUGGACUAAUAUCUUUGUAAGGCGGUAAAAAACCUACAAAAUCAGCAGGAGAUCAAAUAUUUUCCCCACUGUACAUUGGUUUUGAUAUAUUCAAUAUUUGACAUCCUCCGUGCAAAGAAAAAGCACACACACUAAUAUCGCACUUUUAAUUUGAAGCAGAUGUUGAUAGAAAACAAACAGUUUCAAAAAUCAAAAUCACAUGUAGAACCAGGGCAUGGAAUCAAACAACACAAACAAGCAACAGCAGUCACAAAACUUGAAGACAACUACUGUGUGAUAAAAAUGUUAGGGCUGCCAUAACUGCCAGUGAUUUUAGAGACAAUAUCGGAUGAAAAAUUAUUUCCCCCCUCAAAAAACAUGACCCCUUUCAGCACACUAACAAACAUCAAAAAUGUUACAUUUUGCAUCAUUCGUUUAAAAAAAACGGGACUGUCCACCAACUGGACAGUCCUACAAGACUCACCACAGUCACUAAUUUACAUUUCUAUGUUAAAAUAACCUGUCAGUUUAGAUUUACCAUGGCCAAAUCUGAAAAAAGAAGGUCCCCCUAAAGGCGAUGUUAUGGUGGGUGAUGUGGUAUUUAUUAGGUGUUGUGGGAUUAGGUCAAAAAUUGCAGGGUGGGACAUUUAUUGCCCCGCAAAGUUGUUUUGCAGUCACUAACUUAAGUCGACAAAGCAAAAUGGGACCCGGUUUAGCGUCUUUUGUCCUUCCUGUCCCUAUCUUUAUGUUCCCUAUCGCUCCGAGACGAUCUGCUCCUGCCUUCAUCGCUCCUCCUCUUCUUCCUCUCCUCGGAGCCCUUCGCAUCCUUGCCUGCUGCUCCUCCACUACUCCCUCCUCUCUUGCGAUGACUUUUCUCUUCUUUUUUCCUGUCCCUGCCUGACUGCCUCCUGUUGCGCUUGCCGCUGUCCCGGCUGCGACUUCGGCUGCUGCUGUUGGACGACGAGGAUGAAGAGGAUGACGACGACGAGGAGGAGCGGCUGGAACCAGAGGAAGAGGAAGAGCUUCCACUGGAGGAGGAGCCAGAGGACGAAGACGAGGAACUGCGACUUUGACUGCGGCCCUUUCUUGACUCCUUCUCUUUCUUCCUCCCCCUUGCGCCAUUUUUCUGUUCCUUCAGAAGGGCAGCGGGGUCGCUAGGGGCAUCCUGGGAACAAGGUUGAGGCUUUGGAGCCGUAUCGCCACCCGGUUCCCUUUCCUCUGCCUGGUUCUGGGUGGUGGAAUCCUGGACCUCAGAGUCAGGAAUGAUUGGCUCUGGUCCAGGUGUGUUGGAGGCUGUUUCUGAUUUUGAGGUGGGAGAGACUGCCAUGGUUUCGGACAUCAAUGCUGCUGGUUCCUCUGAGGUGGGGCUAAGCUGCUCGCUACGAGGUGCCUCUUGUUGGCUCACGGUUGGUUCAGAAGGAGGGGUGUUCUCAGUCUUUUCAGUGUCAAGGUCUGAGGGCCCUUCUUUACUGUCCUUACUGUCUUCAUCCUCCUCUAACUUGGUCCUGUCCUGCUCUUUCCCUCCCUCCACUUCCAUCUCCUCUGACCCUGGGCCUGCAUCCUCAUGGACCUCUGUGUUCUCCCUUCCCUUCUCGCUAUUCCCUGCUUCAUCAAACUCCAUCUCCACUUCCUUAACUAACCCAUCCCUACUAUCCCCUUCUUCGUCUAGCUCAUCUUUCUCUACCUUUCUGUCAUACUCCUGUUCUCCAUCCACGCCCUUUUCUUUCUCCUCCUGCUGCUGCUGCUCUUCCUGCUCCUCAUCUUCUUCUUCUUCUUCCAUAUCUGCAGCUUCCCUGUUACCUCUCACCUUGACUACCUGACCUGCUGGCUUACCCUCUGCCGAGUGGUCCUUCCCUGCCGCCGCAGUGUUGCCGUCCUGGUCGCGGUUUAGCUGUCGCCGUGGUCGGGACUCCAUCUUGUUGAUGUGCUCCACGAAUGCCUCACGCCGCUCUUCGAACACAGCUGUCAGGAAGCAGACAUUCAUAUACAUUAAAGUCGGUUUUUAGAAAGUAAGUAAAAACACAGCCAAGAGAAAAAAAAUAUCGAACCGUUUAGUUUCUUGGUGGAGUCCUCGAGGAGUUUCUGAGUGGCGGAGCACAUUUUUCCAGGUAGAUAGAAGAUAUGAGGCUUGGUCUUGGUGCGAAUGUAUUUCACCAGGCAAUUAUUGUGGCUGGUCCACUCCUCUUGCUGCGUGUGUGCAGGAAAGACAACAUGACUGCAAUUUAUCCAAACUUUUCUCGUCAUUCUGUUCAUUUCUACUGUACAACGUGGCGGCCAUCAUUUACCACGUCUAGGAGGAGCGAUCACAUUAAAUGACAAGUUGCAAAUAUAGUCAUGGGUGACUGGAUUAUUUCCAAUUUUGACUCAUAUUGUGUAUUUCUAUUGUGCAACAUAUCUCAUGGGAGGAGGGAUCACGCAAAUUAAGUAGUGGCGAGUGUCUUAUUAAGAAAGGUGGCUGUUAUUAAGAACCGGUGAGCAUUACAGUCAUUCUUCUGUGUACAUGGCAGGCCCUCGCCCGCCUCUUCCAACUGUUAUAGAAGAGGGGAGGAAAGUAGAGAGUGAGCUCACACAACCCAAAAGUGCUGAAAUUGAGGUGUUAAGUGAGCCCAAGGACAGUUCCAAUGGCCUAGUAGUGUGAGUACACCCAAAGAGUGAAGUUUGGCUUUAAAAGUGCAGGAUAAGGAGACAUUGUACUUUUGCUACAAUUGUUUUGUGUUGAGCUGCGGGAUUUUUAGUCCGACAUAAUGUCGUGUCAGAAUUAGUCAGGUCAAAAUCAGUUGUUCAGAGCAUCUUUGAAUGCGAUAGUCUGUUUAAAGUAUUGAGGAGAACAUCCUAGAAAACAUCUGUUACUCUUCUGGAUGACUGAAUCCAAUAAAACAACCGUCUGACGAAAGCAAGCAUAG
Messenger RNA from Dunckerocampus dactyliophorus (ringed pipefish), 5208 nucleotides. It is a transcript of the gene gemin2, whose product is annotated as gem (nuclear organelle) associated protein 2. Lineage: Eukaryota; Metazoa; Chordata; Actinopteri; Syngnathiformes; Syngnathidae. The record is from RefSeq and is a predicted model, not a curated record. The coding region runs from base 397 to 1188 and encodes 263 amino acids. Gene Ontology annotation, biological process: spliceosomal complex assembly; spliceosomal snRNP assembly. The transcript is spliced from 10 exons. Gene Ontology annotation, cellular component: SMN complex; spliceosomal complex; nucleus.